This is a messenger RNA of Lethenteron reissneri (Far Eastern brook lamprey), 5078 nucleotides long. It is a transcript of the gene TMEM141, whose product is annotated as transmembrane protein 141. The record is from RefSeq and is a predicted model, not a curated record. NCBI's taxonomy places the organism in Eukaryota, Metazoa, Chordata, Hyperoartia, Petromyzontiformes, Petromyzontidae.
AGGUUCAGUAUCGCCAUACACAAUUGUUUGUUCUUGUAACUUCCUGACCCCGUGCCCCAACUGGACAUCUUGCGACAGAGAACUUCGUAUAUCAUCGAAUUCCUCCUCGACUUUAAACAAAACAUUUGGUACAAUAUUUACUUUCUCUGAACUCUGCCUCCGAAGUUUGGAGGAAACUCCUCCGUGUUGGCAUCGUCUCCGCGCCUCCCACGUGCCUCCAUCUCUCCCGUCACGGCUGCCGGCAGCGAUCGUGCGAGUGAUUGGAGCCGCGUGCGCGUCUCACACUCCCCAAGGCAGUACCGACAACAGUACCGACAGUGCUCGUGGCGGCGCAGGUGACAACUUCACUCGCUACCGUCAUCACUGAGCGAUGGUGAGCAUCGGGCUGGCUCGAGUGGACGACUCCGUCGCGGGAAGGCACCCGGGUCUGCAGUCAUACUCUGCCUGCACCUCGUUCGCACUGAUGAAAGGGACCGCGGUGCUUGUGCUGGAUCAGUGUGGACAAUCCACUUCGCUCACCAGCCAUGGCAGGCGCACCAUCGGCACCCCGGCGAUGGUUUUUCUACAGAGCCUGCUGAAAAAGCGCCUGCCCUACAGCUUCCAGUGGAACAUCUUAACUUCCGUGUUGGUCAGCUCGGUCGUCAGUUACAGCAUCACCCGCAGGGAGGUGGGAAAGUGUGGAGAAAACUGGAUUCGCUUUGAGAAGGGAGAGCUGCCACAAGAUCUGACAGACGCCGUGGAGCAGCCGGAGGGAGCGUCCCCUUCUGCGGGUUCUGAACAUGAGACGGCCCCCGGACGCACCAAGUACGGCGACGUCCUCGAGUAAGAAGUGUCUGGGUGCUGAGCACGAGCAGCCAGGGAGGGGAGAGGGGAUGGCGACGGCCAUGGGAAGAGGAAGAGUUCGUCACCAGGAACGAAGCUGCGAGCGGCGUGCCCGGAGAAUUUAAUAUCGUGCAGCAUCAGGAAGGAACUUCAAACGUUCGUGCUUAAAGGCCCUGAAGUAAAAUAAAAAAAAUUACAUAUCUGUCAACCCCUUAUCAGUGCUACCUUAUUACAGACCAAUUCAUAUAUUAUUGGUCACCUGGUGCCCUUAUAAAUCUCAACAUUCAUCCUACAAAGUCCCAUCAAAAGGGAGAAACAGACAUUUUUUUGCCCGUAUUGAAACGGAUGUACGCCGUAUGGACCUGAAAACUAAAUUUCCCUGUACAUUAAUACGGGUAAACCAUAUAGGUUGCAGGUAUGUAAUGAGGUUUUGUUGGUGUUGGAAAUUCUAUCUGUUGUGAAACUGAUGCCGAAUAGGGAUUAGUCAUUGAGACCCCUUUUUUAUUGCUGCACUACUGCACCACCAGUUUUUUUUAUUGAUGCACUACUGCACCACCAGUUUAAAAUAAAAAAAAACUCAGGAAAAAUCUAAAUGAGUCUACAGAGUUCCUUCUUCGAAUAUGGGUUCUGCACCAAAUUGUUGGGCGUUUGUACACAGGGGAAGACAGAAGAGUAGAAACGCCAUGGAUGAGAAAACACCUGCGCAAUCACCACAUACAAAUCAGAACAUCGCUUGCUACCAUCAUUCCAACCAAUCACAUAGUUGUUGCAUAAAGUAUAGCUUCAUCACGGCUAUUUGCGUGUUGGUUUCAAGUUUGGGGAUGAACAAAGGUAUGAUUUAAACACUGUAACACUCUUGAGUGGUGUACCAUCCCCUUCAUGGCAAUGUAUGCAUUUUACCAUAAAAAUACCUUAAAUUAUGACAGUACUUAGCGCCACUGUUCUGUGUAAAUCAUCCAAUGUGCUGAUCUGCAUUGAACAGUAAACGUGCCCGUACCGUCGUAACAGAUACUGUGUCAACCCAUACGGUUUACCCGUAUUCUUGCGCAGGGAAAUUGAAUUUUCAGAUACAUAUGGCAUACAGCCGUUUUAAUACGGGCAAAAAAUGUUUGUCUAUUUGUGUUUCUUUCUUGUGAUGGGACUUUUUAGGAUGAACGUUGAGAUUUAUAAGGGCACGGGUGACCAAUAAGGUCUGAAUUGGUCUGUAAUAAGGUAGGAACUGAUAAGGGGUUAUGAGAACAUUUUAUACAUAUGUAGUGGGUUCAACUGAGUCACAGACAUAGACUUUGGAGGCAGCGCAUUUAUUUACUUCCAACACAUGGGGUAACUUCCCCUUAACAGAAUAACAACCUUCGGUGGUGACCACCUGGCUAACUACACUAGUUACCACGUAACUGUUACUAUGGACCUGGGACCAAAAGCAUCUGCCCGGGUCCACGUGCUAGAAGACUCGUAGAACGGAGUUUGUAGACGAAGGGUUAUUUUCCCAGGAUGAACAACCCCGGUCCCUCUCGGGACUCGGCUUGUAUUCUCUGUGGCGUGGCCAGCUCCGCCCUUGGCCAUGUCCACCUUCCAGAACCAUCGGGAAGGACCUGGGUCCCAAUCACGUGACCCCCCUAGCCCCCUCUUGGGGGCCCCUCUCUCAUCUUAACCGGUCACGUGUCCUCCCGGGUCAACCAGAGUGCCAUGGCCUCACACGACCUUCCCCUUUGGACGGCACCCACACACCGUGUCCUGUAGGGCUGGCACUGCACCCACAGCAUGGUGACAUCCAGCGAUGUCACUACACAUAUGUAGUGUGUUAUACGGAGGCACACACUGGAGUUGGAGGCAACACGUUUAUUUAACGACCCAACAGGGCUGACUACAUAAACGUACACUGGUUCUACAUUUAGGUGAUAACUACACGGUUAACUAGACCACAACAGGGUAACUACAUAACCGGGUCAGCCAGUAAAACACUACCUGACCCACGAUGCCGAGCGUAACAUCAAAGACCGAAGACCUAGGAUCGAAGACGUAGCACCAACAGGUUCCAUUUCAACAGAGAGCCCAGACCCCUCUCGGGACUGCCCCUUUAUGCUCCUGAGCGUGGCCUGGCUCCGCCCUCGACCACGCCCCCUUCUAGAUCCGACUCGAAGGUUCUGGCCCAUAUCACGUGUCCCUCAAGCCACCUUUCGACCCCCUUGCUACCCUGCCCCGGCCACGUGCACUCUGGGUUCACACAGAGUAUCACGUCCUCACUUGCUCUCUCUCUGACCCUCACCAGAACUAUGCCCCCUAGGGCCCGCUUCCAUGCCAUAUUCGCUCUGGUGCCAGAGAGAGACUCAAGACGUAGAUUUCCACUCUUGUGACAGUCGCUGGCGCUAAGCACCAUAUUAACUCCAUAUAAGUCACUACACAUAGUUGAAAAUUUCACUGACAUACGACACAAGUUCAGAACAAAGAAAUCAUCACUCGCUACGCCCCUUGGCGAACAUUCUGCCACAAAAUAUCCGCAAAGACGUGCAAACUGAAAGUUAAUUUACGUGUUUUCUUGCCAAAAAAAACCUACACAUCAACCAUACCUGUCAACCCAUAUGGUUUACCCCGUAUUCUUGUACAGGGAAAUUGAGUUUUCAGGUCCAUAUGGUGCACAGCCGUUUCAAUACGGGAAAAACAAAUCUAUGUUUUGUGUUUUUUGCUCUUGUGAUGGGACUUUGUAGGAUGCUCUUUGAGAUUUAUAAGGGCAAGGGGUGAUCAAUAAGGUCUGAAUUGGUCCGUCAUAAGGUAGGCACUGAUCAGGUAUGGUAAUAAUCUGAAUCGAUGUGGGGGGGGGGGGUACCUGUGGUGCCACAACGACGGGGCCGCUCUGCCGAACCAGGGAGCCGCCCGGCUUCCCCCACCGCACUGCCCCCCAUCACCCGCCCCACAUAAGCACACACCCGCACGCAUUCCCCCCCCCCCAUAGAGCUGGAAGGGAAGGUCACCUGAUCGACCGGUUUUUAUCCGAGAGACCCUUAUCGGGAUUAAUUCUCACGGUUUCCGGCGAUCAGGGAAUUGGAUGACCUCCCCGUGCUACGUGGCACCGCGGCGCUGCGGCCGGCCUUAAUAUGGUAGGUCGUGGCGUGGGGCAUUCGGCCACCGCGGUUGAGGCGCAUUUCCCCCCACACACACUCCCACGGGUCGACGGGGCGAGCAGGGGAGGCACGGGACAGCAUGAAUAGCGGGGUCACAGGGGCUGUUGCGCAUAGUCAUGGAGGGUUGGGAUAAUUGCGCUUGAGCGCGCAAGCCCCAUUGGUAGGAAGGGUAAGGGAGUAAUUAGGAUUUACGCCUUGCACGCAGCACACUGAUUAGCAUAUCAACAGCGCCUGGGGACUGCCGUGCGCGGGCUUGGGGUGCACGAGCCCAUUGUUCAGCGCAGCAUCCCCUUUGGGAGGUAGGGAGGAUAAAUAGAGGAGCGCAGAGGGGAAAUCGCUCGCUUACUCCAGCGCCAGGCGACCAGACGCAGCUCGAGCCAGCGACCCGGACGUCCGUGCGACGCACCGAGGCACGCGGUUAACACAAGGAUCAGCGGACCGCCGUGGACACUUAACAGUGAGUAAGAAGGGGAAUUAGAAUCAUAGCCGAUAAAUAGGGAAUAGGUGCCGGUUUAGUGGAAUAGGCCAGCCUCGUCGACUCACUAAUUCAACAUUAGUUAUCAGGUAAUAAAUCAUUAAUAGCGAAGCGUGGUCUCGCGUGAUCUUGUCGUGCAGUGUGAGCGUGUGGGAACGCGUGUGGUACUGUGUGUGCGUAAGCUCGCAGCGUGCGUAAUCGGCGUCCCCCAGGUGCGCGAUCAUAGCGUAAUCGGCUGCGCAUUGUUGUACGGUUUAUCUCGCGCGCACGGCGGCGGCGACUUUAGUCGUUGUGUCGGCGUGUGCCCCGCUUGCGUGUGCUCGUUACGUGUUAUAAGUGUGAACGCGUGUAGUACGGUGUAGGCGUAAGCUCUCGUCGUGCGAAAUCGGCGUACCCCAGGUGCGCGAUUGUAACGUGAGCGGCCAGCGCGGCGCAGAGAAGCGCAAGAGUGAGUGCCGUACGGAGCUGUGUGUGUGGGUGUGCGCGUACGUAAUUAACCAUGCCUGCUACGCGGACCCGCGGUGGAGUGGAAUCCUCGGGCGACGGCUCCCACCCCAUGGGUGAGGAACUUAGCAGCGGUUCGCUUAGCAGCGGGGGGGCGAUUGAUGAUGCUAGCCCGGCCGUUAACAUUAUCGAGGGAGGGAUCUCGGGGGCUAGCGACC